AUGGUUUACUAUUACACGUCAAAGGUCGUUGACCCGUCGGCCUUCAUCUAUGUUGGGAAAGAUAAAUUUGAGAAUGAGGACCUUAUAAAACAUGGGUUGGAGAAGGACGUCUGGUUCCACGUCGAUAACUUGUCCAGUGCCCACGUAUAUCUUCGCCUCCGGGAAGGUGAAACGUGGGACAACAUCCCACAGCAGCUGCUGGAAGAUUGUGCACAGCUUACCAAAGCGAAUUCGAUCGAAGGCAACAAGAAGGAUAAUAUAACCGUGAUCUACACGCCAUGGUCGAAUCUUUUAAAGGAUGGAUCUAUGGCGACCGGCCAGGUCACUUUCCACAACCAUAAAAUGGUCCGCAAGGUCCUUGUCCGACAGCGGGAAAAUCCAAUUGUCAACCGAUUGAACAAGACACGUAUUGAAAAGUUUCCCGAUCUCAAGGCGGAGAAGGAUGAAUAUCUAAAGAAGAAGCAGAAAGAGGAGCGUAAGGUAAGAGAGGAGCAGCGAUCGAGGGAAAAGCAGGAACGGAGAGAACGAGAACAGUUGAAGUGGCAGAAAGAUCAUGCCUAUGAUGACCUGAUGAGCGAGGAGAAUGUCCAGGCGAGCAACAAUCAGGACCGAGAUCCUGAUUUCCUUGAUGACUUUAUGUGA
Messenger RNA from Aspergillus niger, 642 nucleotides. RefSeq lists its product as uncharacterized. The transcript is spliced from 4 exons. The record is from RefSeq and is a predicted model, not a curated record. NCBI's taxonomy places the organism in Eukaryota, Fungi, Ascomycota, Eurotiomycetes, Eurotiales, Aspergillaceae. Bases 1 to 642 code for a protein of 213 amino acids.